UGAUGUCCCGGUUGAGCUCCUCGGCCCGGCGGCAGCGGGGAGGCCCGCACUGCACAGGCGCAGACCGAGCACUCGCGUCAAAAGACGAAGAGAGCGCGCGCUCCCCACGUCCUGCGAGUCGGGCUGCCAGGCAUUCGUCUCCCCCGUGACUCCCGCGGGGCAGGGCUGAAGAGCGAUGCCCCGGGAGAUCAUCACCCUGCAGCUGGGCCAGUGCGGCAACCAGAUUGGGUUCGAGUUCUGGAAACAGCUGUGCGCCGAGCAUGGUAUCAGCCCCGAGGGCAUCGUGGAGGAGUUCGCCACCGAGGGCACUGACCGCAAGGACGUCUUUUUCUACCAGGCAGACGAUGAGCACUACAUCCCCAGGGCGGUGCUGCUGGACCUGGAGCCCCGAGUGAUCCACUCCAUCCUCAACUCCCCCUAUGCUAAACUCUACAACCCAGAGAACAUCUACCUGUCGGAGCAUGGUGGAGGGGCUGGCAACAACUGGGCCAGUGGAUUCUCACAGGGCGAGAAAAUCCAUGAAGACAUUUUUGACAUCAUAGACCGAGAAGCAGAUGGAAGUGACAGCUUAGAGGGCUUCGUGCUGUGUCAUUCCAUUGCUGGGGGGACAGGUUCUGGCCUGGGCUCCUACCUUCUCGAACGACUGAAUGACAGGUACCCCAAGAAGCUGGUGCAGACGUACUCAGUGUUUCCCAACCAGGACGAGAUGAGCGAUGUGGUGGUCCAGCCCUACAACUCCCUGCUCACGCUCAAGAGGCUGACCCAGAACGCAGACUGUGUGGUGGUGCUGGACAACACAGCCCUGAACCGGAUCGCCACCGACCGCCUGCACAUCCAGAACCCGUCUUUCUCCCAGAUCAACCAGCUGGUGUCCACCAUCAUGUCAGCCAGCACCACCACCCUGCGCUACCCCGGCUACAUGAACAACGACCUCAUAGGCCUCAUCGCCUCGCUCAUUCCCACUCCUCGACUCCACUUCCUCAUGACGGGCUACACCCCGCUCACCACGGACCAGUCGGUGGCCAGCGUGAGGAAGACCACGGUCCUGGAUGUCAUGAGGCGGCUGCUGCAGCCCAAGAACGUGAUGGUGUCCACAGGCCGGGAUCGCCAGACCAACCACUGCUACAUCGCCAUCCUCAACAUCAUCCAGGGGGAGGUGGACCCCACCCAGGUCCACAAGAGUCUGCAGAGGAUCCGGGAACGGAAGCUGGCCAACUUCAUCCCCUGGGGCCCUGCCAGCAUCCAGGUGGCCCUGUCAAGGAAGUCUCCCUACCUGCCUUCGGCCCACCGGGUCAGUGGGCUCAUGAUGGCCAACCACACUAGCAUCUCCUCGCUCUUUGAAAGUUCCUGCCAGCAGUAUGACAAGCUGCGGAAGCGGGAGGCCUUCCUGGAGCAGUUCCGCAAGGAGGACAUCUUCAAGGAGAACUUUGAUGAGCUGGACACGUCCAGAGAGGUUGUGCAGGAACUCAUCGACGAGUACCAUGCAGCCACGCGGCCAGACUACAUCUCCUGGGGCACCCAGGAGCAGUGACUUCCUCCCCACCACUUCCCCUGGACAGUAAGGACAGUCCCCAUAAUGCCUGGUCCCUGUGACCCAGAUUCCCCUCCCCAAAAACCUUUCUAGAUUCAUCUCCAGCCCAGGCACUGGCCCUACUUCCUCCCUUCUCUGCCCUGACCCUUGAUAUGCUUGUUUAGCUCUAGUAAAGUAAUAAAGCUUUGUCAUGAAUAUAGUCAGAGCUUGGUUGUGGAUGUAGUCAGGGCUUGGUCUGUGAAUAUGGGGGGAUGAUCCAUGUUCCCUCCCAGUUCCCAGGCAUGUGGCCUUUACCUGCUCUAGCUUCCUACCAGUAGUCCGGGUGUCAGUGUGGUCCCUGUUUCCAUUGGCAUACCUGGCCUAGAACCAGGCAGCUCUACUGCGAGUCAGCCCUACCUCUCAAGAUUACAGAG
Messenger RNA from Zalophus californianus (California sea lion), 1944 nucleotides. Its product is annotated as tubulin gamma-2 chain. Gene Ontology annotation, molecular function: structural constituent of cytoskeleton; GTP binding. Bases 176 to 1531 code for a protein of 451 amino acids. The transcript is spliced from 11 exons. The record is from RefSeq and is a predicted model, not a curated record. NCBI's taxonomy places the organism in Eukaryota, Metazoa, Chordata, Mammalia, Carnivora, Otariidae. Gene Ontology annotation, cellular component: centrosome; microtubule; nucleus. Gene Ontology annotation, biological process: cytoplasmic microtubule organization; meiotic spindle organization; mitotic cell cycle.